AUGUAUGCUUUGAAAGUUGCAAGUGUUAUGAAAUUUAAGCCUUUUAACAAUAUUAAUUCGAGUGUAUAUAAAAAUCUAAUUUAUAAUUGUUAUAAUAAUUCGAAGUGUCUUUGUACAAGCUCUGUGUUAGGAAAAUAUAAUAAUAGAAUUGUAAAUGAAAAUGAGGUUAGAAAAUAUAAAAGUGUUACAGAAAACAAUUCCACAAGACAAAUCUUAAAUUCAACAUACUUACUACAAUCUUUCAAGUCUAAUUCAUUACCACAUAAAUCUCGUGGUAUAUCUACAAGUGCCCUUGAUAAAUCCCAAUCUAAAAACAAACCAGAUUGGUCUCGAGCAGUUAGUGAAGCUGAAAAAGUUGUAGGCUAUCCUACAUCAUUUUUAAGUCUACGCUGGUUAUUGAGUGAUGAAAUUGCUAAUGUCGCUUUGCAUCUGAGAAAAUUGGUGGGAAGCAACCAUCCUUUGCUAAAAACUGCCAAGAGUUUACUCUAUAAUGGUAAAUCUACCACAAUGCAAACAUGGGGUCUUAUUGUUUUGCUUGUUUCAAAAGCAGCCGGACAAGUAGAGAAAUUCGAUGAUAUGGAACAAGAUAAAGCUGCAGGAGUCUUGCACAGUCAACGAGCUUUAGCUGAGGUUACAGAAAUGAUUAGAACUAGCCAUUUAGUUCAUCAAGGACUUGUAAAUUUAAAAACUGAAGGUGAUAAAUUUUAUAACAAUGUUAAUUCGAAUGAAAUUACAGCCGAUGAUAAAACUAAUGGCGAAAAUUUAAAUGAUAUGACUUUUGGAAACAAAAUUGCACUAUUGAGUGGGGAUUAUUUAUUGGGAAACAGUUGUGUGGAAUUAGCAAAUUUAAGAAAUCAAGAAAUAGUUGAGCUUAUAUCAUCAGCAUUGAGAGACUUGUCCGAAUCUGAAUUUAUUGGCAUCAGAGACCAGCAAAAUAUUCCCUUACCUUUCAGACCCAAAAGCCAAUUGAGUUCUAAGUUUUCGGCAAACAAGUUGAAAUUAAAUUAUUCUGACAAAGACUCUGAAGCAAAUAUCACAGAAAUUUUUGAGACUUUUGAAAAUGAAAAAAAUACCUGUAGUGAUGAAGAAGAUAAUUUGAAAUCUAUAACUUUAGAAAAUGCUUUUGAUAAUCCUGCAAGCGAAUGGGAGUUGAGACAUAUAUUAUCUGCAGGAAGCUUGUUAGGUAAAAGUUGUCAAGGAGCACUUAAACUUGCUGGACAUCCUCCUGAAAUGCAAAGACAUGCAUAUUUAUUUGGAAGACAUUUAGCCCUGGCUUGGCAAGCUUGUAUAGAUUUGGAACCGUUUCAAUCAACGAAAUGGCCUUCAACACAAAGAUUCUCUUUAGUGAGUGCUCCUAUACUAUUCCACUUAUGUUUACAUCCAGAAUUAUACGACAGAGAAAUCACCAAAGGCUUGGAUAAUGUUGAAAACAUCGACUACCAACAAAUUCGUGAAGAGGUAGCCCGCUGUGGUGUAGGAGUAGCUUUAACUCGCCAUUUACAAAAAAGACAUGCUGACCGAGCCAAGAGAGUCUUGCUAGAACUUUUGCCCAAAAAUGAUGCCACAUGUGCUUUGAAUAACAUUCUAGGAGCCAUGGAAGAUUUGUGAAUGAUAAAAUAGUAAUCGAAAGCUUCCAGUAAAAAUGACAAUAGAAUCUCUUAGCAGUAUUUGCUUGUAUGAAUUUGUGUGUGUGUGUGCGUGUGGAUUAUUUUUAGUUACUUAAUUUAUA
Ctenocephalides felis (cat flea) is the source of this 1729-nucleotide messenger RNA. Its product is annotated as decaprenyl-diphosphate synthase subunit 2-like. Gene Ontology annotation, biological process: ubiquinone biosynthetic process; isoprenoid biosynthetic process. The coding region runs from base 1 to 1608 and encodes 535 amino acids. The record is from RefSeq and is a predicted model, not a curated record. Gene Ontology annotation, cellular component: mitochondrion; transferase complex. The transcript has 10 exons. Lineage: Eukaryota; Metazoa; Arthropoda; Insecta; Siphonaptera; Pulicidae. Gene Ontology annotation, molecular function: prenyltransferase activity.